UCUCCAAGCUUUGGCCUUGGAAAGCAACUUAUUUUCUGGAACCAUUCCUCCGGAGCUGGGGAAGUUGAUUAACAUGGAGAUUCUCUACCUUCGCGCUAAUAAUCUCACUGGAGAGUUGCCUAUGUCUCUCACUAAUAUGACCAAAUUAAAAACACUUUGGAUUGGCAGUAACAACUUCACUGGGAAAAUACCGAACAAUUUUCUUAGUUGGAAAGAGCUCGAGAUGUUAGAGAUGCAAGGGAGUGGUCUUGAAGGGCCCAUUGCUCCUAGCCUUUCUGCAUUAACUAAAAUGUCAUACCUUUAUCUUGAGGUGAUCUUUUGCAGAGCGAUUAGUGACUUAAGCGGUGAGAGUUCAGAUUUUCCAAACUUAUCAAAUAUGAAAGACAUGCAGACUUUGAUGUUAAGGAGCUGCAAUAUAAGAGGAACAAUCCCUGAAUAUAUCUCUAAUAUGACUAGUCUGAAACUUCUGGAUCUUAGCUUCAACAGAUUGAAGGGGAACAUUCCAAAUCUUGUGGAUAUAUGGAGAUUGGCCACAAUAUAUCUGACAAGUAACUUGCUUACGGGGCUUCCGGAGUGGAUCAAAUAUAGAGAUAGUCGCUACAUAAUAGAUCUUUCCUACAAUAACUUUUCAGAGAACUCUGUCCCAACUACAUGUCAAGACAACUUUAAUGUGUUCAAAAGUUUUUCCAGACAGAACAACUCGAUUCUUAGCCAUUGCCUCAAUCCAUGUUCAAAAGAGCAGUAUUCCGUGCAUAUAAAUUGUGGUGGAAAACAAGCCACCAUUGGAAGCAUCAAAUAUGAUGGUGAUGAAGCUUCAGGAGGUGGAGCAAAGUUUUUUCAUGACACAGGGAAUUGGGGAUUUAGUAGCACUGCCCGAAUAUCUCCUCUUUCUCUCACAUAUUAUGGCCGUUGCUUAGCAAAUGGAAAUUACACUGUGAAACUACACUUUGCAGAAAUAGUUAUCAGAAACAACAGGUCUUAUUACGGCGUUGGAAGACGAAUUUUUGAUGUUUAUAUCCAGGAAAAACUGGUAUUGAAGGAUUUUAAUAUUCAAAAGGAAGCACAAGGGGUUGAUAAGGAAGUGAUUAAGGUAUUUAAAGCAGUUGUCAAUGUUAUGACUUUAGAGAUCCGCUUUCACUGGGCUGGGAAAGGGACAACUAAUGCUCCGAAAAGAGGAAUAUAUGGUUCUCUUAUAUCUGCUAUCUCAGUGGAGUCUGAUUUCGAACUGCCUGAUGAUAGCAAAAUGAAGAUAUUCAUUGUGGUUGGAGUUGUCUCAGUGUUGUGUCUUAUUUUCAUGACUUUUGGCAUUCUUUGGUUGAGAUGCUGUUUUGGAGGCAGGGCAUCUACUAGAGAACAAGAUCUGAGAGGAUUAGAUCUACAAACUGGUUUCUUUAGAUUCAAACAAAUCAAAGCUGCCACUAACAACUUUGAUGCUGCAAACAAGCUUGGGGAAGGUGGCUUUGGAGCUGUUUACAAGGGUGAACUAUUAGACGGUACUAUUAUUGCGGUUAAGCAACUUUCUUCAAAAUCGAAGCGUUUGUUUUGCAACAGAAAGGAAAUCUGA
Prunus avium (sweet cherry) is the source of this 1564-nucleotide messenger RNA. Lineage: Eukaryota; Viridiplantae; Streptophyta; Magnoliopsida; Rosales; Rosaceae. The record is from RefSeq and is a predicted model, not a curated record.